AUGGUUCAAUACAAACUAGUGUAUUUCAAUGGCCGUGGCUUAGCAGAAGCCUCUCGACAACUAUUCCAUCUGGCCCGAGUUCCAUUUGAAGAUCAUCGGCUUACAGAGAAAGAGUUUGAGCAUUUGAAACCAAGUUAGUUGUUUUUGUAGCAAAAAAAGAGCACAUGAUAUCUUCAGCUCUUCCAACGGGACAAGUUCCGAUUCUUUACAUUGAUGGGCUCGAAUAUUCUCAAUCCACCGCUAUUGCCAGGUACUUGGCUAGAAAAUUUGGUAAUUUUAGCCCAGAUGCAAAAAAAAACUGUUUCUUAUUUAAAGGUUUCUCUGGAAAGACUCCAGAAGAAGAAUUGUUAGCUGAUGGUAUUGUAGACACUUUCAAAGAUUGGAUCAACAGUUUCAAGCUACUAGCAGAAGUGAUUUUAUUUGGAAAAACACCAGAAGACGUGGUUUGUUCUCUUUUUUUUGUUGAAAAUAUCAUUGUUUUUUAACAUCAGAUGAAAGUACGGGAAGAAGUUGCGAAACCAGCAGCCAACGUCUACUUUUCCUAUCUCAACAAGAUUCUGGCCAAGAACUCGUCUGGAUUUCUGGUCGGAGAUUCGUUAACGUGGGCGGAUUUGGUGGUCGCCGACAAUUUGACUUCUUGCCUGAAUACUGAAGUGUUGGACGAAUCAGAAGAGCCCAGAUUGGCAGAAUUCAGAAGAACGAUUCUGAAGACUGAGGAGUUGAAGGACUAUUUUGAGAAGAGACCAGUUACCACUUUGUAA
Caenorhabditis sp. 36 PRJEB53466 is the source of this 761-nucleotide messenger RNA. The record is from the annotation of a GenBank genome assembly. Lineage: Eukaryota; Metazoa; Nematoda; Chromadorea; Rhabditida; Rhabditidae.